Trematomus bernacchii (emerald rockcod) is the source of this 7356-nucleotide messenger RNA. Its product is annotated as mucin-2-like. The annotation marks the transcript as partial. The transcript has 11 exons. Lineage: Eukaryota; Metazoa; Chordata; Actinopteri; Perciformes; Nototheniidae. The record is from RefSeq and is a predicted model, not a curated record.
GCUGCUCCAACAACACUGCAACCUACAACUACUGCUGCACCUACGACAGCAGCACCUACUACUGUUGCAACAACAAAAGCAGCACCUACAACUACUGCUGCACCUACAACAGCAGCCCCUACUACUGUUGCAACAACAACAGCAGCACCUACAACUGUUGCAACAACAACAGCAGCACCUACAACUACUGCUGCUCCGACAACGGUGCAACCUACAACUACUGCUACACCUACGACAGCAGCCCCUACUACUGUUGCAACAACAACAGCAGCACCUACAACUACUGCUGCUCCGACAACGGUGCAACCUACAACUACUGCUGCACCUACAACUGCAGCCCCUACUACUGUUGCAACAACAACAGCAGCACCUACAACUACUGCUGCUCUGACAACGGUGCAACCUACAACUACUGUUUCACCUACGACAGCCGCACCUACUACUGUUGUAACAACAACAGCAGCAGCACCUACAACUACUGCUGCACCUGCAACAGCAGCCCCUACUACUGUUGCAACAACAACAGCAGCACCUACAACUACUGCUGCUCCAACAACGGUGCAACCUACAACUACUGCUUCACCUACAACUGCAGCCCCUACUACUGUUGCAACAACAACAGCAGCACCUACAACUACUGCUGUUCCGACAACGGUGCAACCUACGACUACUGCUUCACCUACGACAGCAGCACCUACUACUGUUGCAACAACAACAGCAGCACCUACAACUACUGCUGCUCUGACAACGGUGCAACCUACAACUUCUGCGUCACCUACAACUGCAGCCCCUACUACUGUUGCAACAACAACAGCAGCACCUACAACUACUGCUGCUCCAACAACGGUGCAACCUACAACUACUGCUGCACCUACAACAGCAGCCCCUACUACUGUUGCAACAACAACAGCAGCACCUAUAACUGUUGCAACAACAACAGCAGCACCUACAACUACUGCUGCAGCUACAACUACAGCUGCACCUACAACUGCAGCCCCUACUACUGUUGCAACAACAACAGCAGCACCUACAACUACUGCUGCUCCGACAACGGUGCAACCUACAACUACUGCUUCACCUGCUGCUCCGACUACGGUGCAACCUACAACUACUGCUGCUCCGACAACGGUGCAACCUACAACUACUGCUUCACCUACAACUGCAGCCCCUACUACUGUUGCAACAACAACAGCACCUACAACUACUGCUGCACCUACAACUACUGCUGCUCCGACAACGGUGCAACCUACAACUACUGCUUCACCUACAACUGCAGCCCCUACUACUGUUGCAACAACAACAGCACCUACAACUACUGCUGCUCUGACAACGGUGCAACCUACAACUACUGCUUCACCUACAACUGCAGCCCCUACUACUGGUGCACCUACAACAGCAGCCCCUACUACUGUUGCAACAACAACAGCAGCACCUACAACUGUUGCAACAACAACAGCAGCACCUACAACUACUGCUGCAGCUACAACUACUGCUGCACCUACAACUACUGCUGCUCCGACAACGGUGCAACCUACAACUACUGCUUCACCUACAACUGCAGCCCCUACUACUGUUGCAACAACAACAGCAUCUACAACUACUACUGCUCCGACAACGGUGCAACCUACAACUACUGCUUCACCUACAACUGCAGCCCCUACUACUGUUGCACCUACAACAGCAGCCCCUACUACUGUUGCAACAACAACAGCAGCACCUACAACUGUUGCAACAACAACAGCAGCACCUACAACUACUGCUGCUCCGACUACGGUGCAACCUACAACUACUGCUGCUCCGACAACGGUGCAACCUACAACUACUGCUUCACCUACAACUGCAGCCCCUACUACUGUUGCAACAACAACAGCACCUACAACUACUGCUGCACCUACAACUACUGCUGCUCCGACUACGGUGCAACCUACAACUACUGCUGCUCCGACAACGGUGGAACCUACAACUACUGCUUCACCUACAACUGCAGCCCCUACUACUGUUGCAACAACAACAGCACCUACAACUACUGCUGCUCCGACAACGGUGCAACCUACAACUACUGCUUCACCUACUACUGCUGCUUCACCUACAACUGCAGCCCCUACUACUGCUUCACCUACAACUACUGCUGCACCUACAACUACUGCUGCUCCGACUACGGUGCAACCUACAACUACUGCUGCUCCGACAACGGUGCAAGCAGCACCUACAACUACUGCUGAUCCGACUACGGUGCAACCUACAACUACUGCUGCUCCGACUACGGUGCAACCUACAACUACUGCUGCUCCGACAACGGUGCAACCUACAACUACUGCUUCACCUACAACUGCAGCCCCUACUACAGCAGCCCCUACUACUGUUGCAACAACAACAGCAGCACCUACAACUGUUGCAACAACAACAGCAUCACCUACAACUACUGAUGCACCUACAACUACUGCUGCACCUACAACUGCAGCCCCUACUAAUGUUGCAACAACAACAGCAGCACCUACAACUACUGCUGCUCCGACUACGGUGCAACCUACAACUACUGCUUCACCUACAACUGCAGCCCCUACUACUGUUGCAACAACAACAGCAGCAUCUACAACUACUGCUGCUCCGACUACGGUGCAACCUACAACUACUGCUCCUCCGACAACGGUGCAACCUACAACUACUGCUUCACCCGCUGCUCCGACAACGGUGCAACCUACAACUACUGCUGCACCUACAACAGCAGCACCUAUAACUGUUGCAACAACAACAGCAGCACCUACAACUACUGCUGCAGCUACAACUACUGCUGCACCUACAACUGCAGCCCCUACUACUGUUGCAACAACAACAGCAGCACCUAUAACUGUUGCAACAACAACAGCAGCACCUACAACUACUGCUGCACCUACAACUACUGCUGCUCCAACAAUGGUGCAACCUACAACUACUGCUUCACCUACAACUGCAGCCCCUACUACUGUUGCAACAACAACAGCAUCUACAACUACUGCUGCUCCGACAACGGUGCAACCUACAACUACUGCUUCACCUACAACUGCAGCCCCUACUACUGCUGCACCUACAACAGCAGCCCCUACUACUGUUGCAACAACAACAGCAGCACCUACAACUGUUGCAACAACAACAGCAGCACCUACAACUACUGCUGCAGCUACAACUACUGCUGCACCUACAACUGCAGCCCCUACUACUGUUGCAACAACAACAGCAGCACCUACAACUACUGCUGCUCCGACUACGGUGCAACCGAUAACUACUGCUUCACCUACAACUGCAGCCCCUACUACUGUUGCAACAACAACAGCACCUACAACUACUGCUACACCGACAACGGUGCAACCUACAACUACUGCUUCACCUACAACUGCAGCCCCUACUACUGUUGCAACAACAACAGCACCUACAACUACUGCUGCACCUACAACGGUGCAACCUACAACUACUGCUUCACCUACAACUGCAGCCCCUACUACUGUUGCAACAACAACAGCAGCACCUACAACUACUGCUGCUCCGACUACGGUGCAACCUACAACUACUGCUUCACCUACAACUGCAGCCCCUAGUACUGUUGCAACAACAACAGCACCUACAACUACUGCUGCACCUACAACGGUGCAACCUACAACUACUGCUUCACCUGCUGUUCCGACAACGGUGCCACCUACAACUACUGCUUCACCUACAACUGCAGCCCCUACUACUGUUGCAACAACAACAGCAGCACCUACAACUACUGCUGCACCUACAACUGCAGCCCCUACUACUGUUGCAACAACAACAGCAGCACCUGCAACUACUGCUGCUCAAACAACACUGCAACCUACAACUACUGCUGCACCUACGACAGCAGCACCUACUACUGUUGCAACAUCAACAGCAUCAUCUACAACUACUGCUGCACCUACAACUGCAGCCCCUACUACUGUUGCAACAACAACAGCAGCACCUACAACUACUGCUGCUCCGACAACGGUGCAACCUACAACUACUGCUACACCUACAACUGCAGCCCCUACUACUGUUGCAACAACAACAACAGCAGCACCUACAACUACUGCUGCUCCAACAACAACACUGCAACCUACAACUACUGCUGCACCUACGACAGCAGCACCUACUACUGUUGCAACAACAACAGCAGCACCUACAACUACUGCUGCACCUACAACUGCAGCCCCUACUACUGUUUCAACAACAACAGCAGCACCUACUACAAUUGUAACAACAACAGCAGCACCUACAACUACUGCUGCACCUACAACAGCAGCCCCUACUACUGUUGCAAAAACAACAGCAGCACCUACAACUACUGCUGCUCCGACAACGGUGCAACCUACAACUACUGCUUCACCUGCCGUUCCGACAACGGUGCAACCUACAACUACAGCUACACCUACAACUGCAGCCCCUACUACUGUUGCAACAACAACAGCAGCACCUACAACUACUGCUGUUCCGACAACGGUGGAACCUACAACUACUGCUACACCUACAACUGCAGCCCCUACUACUGUUGCAACAACAACAGCACCUACAACUACUGCUGCUCCGACAACGGUGCAACCUACAACUACUGCUUCACCUACAACUGCAGCCCCUACUACUGUUGCAACAACAACAGCAGCACCUACAACUACUGCUGCACCUACAACAGCAGCCCCUACUACUGUUGCAAAAACAACAGCAGCACCUACAACUGUUGCAACAACAACAGCAGCACCUACAACUACUGCUGCACCUACAACUGCAGCCCCUACUACUGUUGCAACAACAACAGCAGCACCUACAACUACUGCUGCUCCGACAACGGUGCAACCUACAACUACUGCUUCACCUACAACUGCAGCCCCUACUACUGUUGCAACAACAACAGCAGCACCUACAACUACUGCUGCUCCAACAACACUGCAACCUACAACUACUGCUGCAACAACAACAGCAUCACCUACAACUACUGCUGCACCUACAACUGCAGCCCCUACUACUGUUGAAACAACAACAGCAGCACCUACAACUACUGCUGCUCCGACAACGGUGCAACCUACAACUACUGCUUCACCUACAACUGCAGCCCCUACUAAUGUUGCAACAACAACAGCAGCACCUGCAACUACUGCUGCUCAAACAACACUGCAACCUACAACUACUGCUGCACCUACGACAGCAGCACCUACUACUGUUGCAACAUCAACAGCAUCAUCUACAACUACUGCUGCACCUACAACUGCAGCCCCUACUACUGUUGCAACAACAACAGCAGCACCUACAACUACUGCUGCUCCGACAACGGUGCAACCUACAACUACUGCUAAACCUACAACUGCAGCCCCUACUACUUUUGCAACAACAACAACAGCAGCACCUACAACUACUGCUGUUCCGACAACGGUGCCACCUACAACUUCUGCUUCACCUACAACUGCAGCCCCUACUACUGUUGCAACAACAACAGCAGCACCUACAACUACUGCUGCACCUACAACUGCAGCCCCUACUACUGUUGCAACAACAACAGCAGCACCUGCAACUACUGCUGCUCAAACAACACUGCAACCUACAACUACUGCUGCACCUACGACAGCAGCACCUACUACUGUUGCAACAUCAACAGCAUCAUCUACAACUACUGCUGCACCUACAACUGCAGCCCCUACUACUGUUGCAACAACAACAGCAGCACCUACAACUACUGCUGCUCCGACAACGGUGCAACCUACAACUACUGCUAAACCUACAACUGCAGCCCCUACUACUGUUGCAACAACAACAACAGCAGCACCUACAACUACUGCUGCUCCAACAACAACACUGCAACCUACAACUACUGCUGCACCUACGACAGCAGCACCUACUACUGUUGCAACAACAACAGCAGCACCUACAACUACUGCUGCACCUACAACUGCAGCCCCUACUACUGUUUCAACAACAACAGCAGCACCUACUACAAUUGUAACAACAACAGCAGCACCUACAACUACUGCUGCACCUACAACAGCAGCCCCUACUACUGUUGCAAAAACAACAGCAGCACCUACAACUACUGCUGCUCCGACAACGGUGCAACCUACAACUACUGCUUCACCUCACCUACGACUGGAGCCCCUACAACAGCUGCACCCACAACUGAAGCACAAACAACUGCGGAUCCUACGACGGCCCACAGACAACUGCAACUCCUACGACUGCAGCACCUACCACUGUUGGUCCAACAAAUGCAGCAAUUAUAACAGCAGCAGCUACAACUGCCUCACCUACAACAAGCAAUCCAACCGCUCCUACAACUGCGGCUCCUACGACGGCCGCACCUACAACCGAGGCUCCUACGACUGCAGCACCUACCACUGUUGCUGCUACCACAACGACAACAGAAGCCCCUACCACUAUCGCUCCUACAACUACAGCCCCUACAACACUUGCACCAACAACCGAGGUUCCUACGACUGCAGCAUCAACAACUGCCUCACCUACAACCGGCGCUCAAACGACAGCCAAACCUACAACAGCUGCAUCAACAACUGCAGCUCCUACAACAUUAGCACCUACGACUGGAGCCCCUACAACUGCAGCACCUACAACUGCCUCACCUACAACCGCACAGACAACUGCAACUCCUACGACUGCAGCACCUACCACUGUUGGUCCAACAAAUGCAGCAAUUAUAACAGCAGCAGCUACAACUGCCUCACCUACAACAAGCAAUCCAACGACGACCGCACCUACAACUGCAGCUCCUACGACUGCCACACCUACCACAGUCGCUCCUACAACUGCGGCUCCUACGACGGCCGUACCUACAACCGAGGCCCCUACGACUGCAGCACCUACCACUGUUGCUGCUACAACACCUACAACUGCCUCACCUACAACCGGCGUUCAAACGACUGCCAAACCUACAACUGCUGCACCUACAACAGCAUCAACCACAACAGCAGCCCCUACCACUAUUGCUCCUACAACUACAGCCCCUGCCACUGUUGCUUCUACAACUGCAGCACCUACAACAGCAGCACCUACAACGGCCUCACCUACAACCGGCGCUCAAACGACAGCCAAACCUACAACAGCUGCAACCACAACAGCAACUCCUACCACUAUUGCUCCUACAACUACAGCCCCUACAACACUUGCACCAACAACCGAGGCUCCUACGACUGCAGCACCUGCCACUGUUGGUCCAACAACUGCAGCACUUACAACAGAAGCAGCUACAACUAUCUCACCUACAACAAGCAAUCCAACGACGGCCACACCUACAACCGAGGCUCCUACGACUGCAUCACCUACCACUGUAGCAGCUACAACUGCCUCACCUACAACAAGCAAUCCAUCAACGACCGCACCUAA